UACUCAGAUCAGGAAAGAGGAGUCACAUCGUGUCUGCUGUGGUUUUGUGUGUGUUCUUGUUGUACGAUGCUCGAUCAGGUGGUGUGUGUUGCUGCUGUAACGAUGCUCGGGGUGCUGGAGCAAGCGUACUUUUCCCUUCAGGUGAUCUACGCCAGACGCAAGUAUUCUGUCCCUCCUCCAGCCACUACAGGACCCCCAGACUUCGAGAGGGUCUUUAGGGCACAAGCGAACUGUUCAGAAUACUUCCCUUUAUUUGUCAUCACGCUUUGGAUAGCUGGACUUUUCUCCAGUCAAGCUCUGUCUGUGUUCCUUGGGCUCCUGUAUCUUUGUGGCCGGUAUCAGUACUUCCAUGGAUACUCCAAGUCUGCACAGGGACGGCUGGCUCCUCUGUACUUCAGUGCUAAGGUGCAGUGGGUGCUGAUAGGUGUGGGGGGUCUGGGGGUCUUGUGCUGUAUGAGCAGGCUGUAUCUCGGGCUGGAUCUGCUCUCCUCUCUGCUCCUUGUCCUGGGCUUCAGUCAGCUGGAUUGAAGGCUGGAGGCAGAUGAAGAGUGAAGAUGAUGAAGCUCAAUCACCUCAUCCAGGAGCAGCUUUUCUUAAUCAAAGCUCACCAUUAUCCUUCUCACCUUUUGUGUGUUUUGUUAUAUUUUUGUGCUAGCUUUGCCAUAUUUUUCCUAUAAAGAAUGAUCACAAAUCUCCCUGGAAUAUUUAAAAAUGUUUUUUCAUUGAUAUGUGUCUGACUGGGUUCUCUCUGUUUCGCUCUCUUUCUUACUUGCAUUCAUACUUACUCUCUAUAGACUCUGCCUACCUCUUUUGCUCUCUCUCAUCCCUAUUUUAUAUUUCUUUAAAUAAUACGAUAAUUUAUGUAAUAUUGCAAAGUUUACUUUAGUUAAUCUAUUUUUUGGCAUAUUUUAAAUAAACAAUGGACAGUUCAGAUAUGAAAUAAAUACAUGUUGUCUGGCCCCCAGCAUUGUUGGGAUUUUUUAAAUGCCUGUGAAUGAAUUUAACAAACCUAAUAUAUUUCAAUACUUUGACAUAUUUUGAAAACACUGUGAGUGUGAAUGAACGUUGAUUCAUUGUAAGAAUUUUAACAUUAGGCAAUGCUAAAUAAAAGUU
Molecule: messenger RNA, 1113 nt
Organism: Astyanax mexicanus (Mexican tetra)
Lineage: Eukaryota; Metazoa; Chordata; Actinopteri; Characiformes; Acestrorhamphidae
Gene: ltc4s
Product: leukotriene C4 synthase
Exons: 5
Coding region: 67-528 (153 amino acids)
Biological process (GO): leukotriene biosynthetic process
Cellular component (GO): membrane; endoplasmic reticulum; nuclear envelope
Molecular function (GO): glutathione transferase activity; enzyme activator activity; leukotriene-C4 synthase activity
Source: RefSeq, a predicted model, not a curated record